Tyto alba (common barn owl) is the source of this 2108-nucleotide messenger RNA. It is a transcript of the gene NDUFA5, whose product is annotated as NADH:ubiquinone oxidoreductase subunit A5. Lineage: Eukaryota; Metazoa; Chordata; Aves; Strigiformes; Tytonidae. The record is from RefSeq and is a predicted model, not a curated record. The coding region runs from base 87 to 548 and encodes 153 amino acids. Gene Ontology annotation, biological process: respiratory electron transport chain. The transcript is spliced from 5 exons.
GGAGCCGAUGUGGUCGCCGCGCAUGCGCGACGCGGCGUCCUCUACCGUGUCCUCCAGCCGGUGGGCUCCCGGCGCUACGCCCGCGCAUGCGCCCGGUGGCGGAGCGGCGCGGUCAUGGCGGGGACGCUGAGGAAGGUGAGGUGCCGGUCAGCCUGCCGCCUCCUCGCCCCGCUGCGCCGGGUUUCUGUGGAGAGGAGAGCGGGUGCCCGAGCGGCGGGACCACUGGACUUGUAGGAUUGGCUGUAGCUGAAAACCCUCAUGAGCGCCUGCGAAUACUGUACACAAAAAUCCUUGGUAUCCUGCAAAACAUUCCCAAAGAUGCAGCAUACAGGAAAUACACUGAGCAGAUUAUAAAUCAGCGGUUUAAUUUCGUGCAAACAGAGACGGAUGUGCAAAAACUACAGGACAAACUGAAUUGUGGUCACAUAGAAGAAGUUAUUGUGCAGGCUGAAAAUGAGCUUUCCUUGGCAAGAAAAAUGAUACAGUGGAAACCAUGGGAGCCUCUAGUUGAAGAACCUCCUUCUGACCAGUGGAGAUGGCCAAUAUAAUUUUCAAACUGGUGUAACCUCUUGGAAGUCCAAAAAAAAAAGUUAAUUAUUAAUCUAUUAUUACUGACAGUUGUCCUUAAUUUAAAGAUAAUAACUUCAUAAAAACAUGUUUUGUUCCAGUGUCCACCUAUAUUUAGCAAUCUAAAGACUGCUUCCAAUUUCUUGUAAAAAUGGUUUUAAGAAAAUUCUUCUCAGCUGUUGUACAACCUUUAUUUCCUUUCAUAAUUUAUUAUUAACAGGGUGUUUGUGCCUCAUUCUGAGUUAUUUGUAUGUUAACAAAUACAGGUAUUCUAGGCCAUUUGAAAUCAAAAUCAAAGUUGUAGAAAAGUAUGAUGGAGCCCUUCUCUCCCACUGCCAGUGUCUUUAUGACCAUGUAGAUGGUGAGAUUGGGGGUCUGAGGUAAUGAAAACUAGGCUUACCAAAAAUAAUAGUUUUUUUUAGAUUUCAGCUGAAUCAGUGUCUUGAACUGGCUGACUUCGCUGCCAACAUAAACACUAAAAACACUAAUUCUGACUCGAGGGAAGCACUGGGAAGACCCAAGAAUGGAGGGGGUGAGGGGAAGAAGGAAGACCACCCCUUAAGGUGACAGCAGGAACAGAUUUCUUGGUUAGUGGGUAGGUUACCAGGCUCAGCAUCAUACACAUGGCACAGACUUUACUACUGGGGUCUUAGAAAGGCUUUGUAUAUAAACAUGUAUACUUUAUUGAUUUAUUUGUAUAUUAUUGAUUUAGACCUUGAAUAUUACUUAGUAAUAUGAAAAAAAUAGUGGAUCUUUCUUGACGGAUCUGUCUAGGUUCUUUCAAACAUUUAAAUGGAAACAGUGCCUGCCUUAUCAGAAAAUUUCUGUUUACAGAUAUAAGCUCAUAAGCCCCAAUUAAAAUACCCAAAUUAUAUCUGAAGAUACUGUGUGAGUUUGCCUUUACUCACAUUUUUUCAGUACCAUUAAUAAAGUUCUUGCAAGUUUAGAGAUAAGAAUAUAGCUUCAAUGUUUAUGGUAGACUACCACUGCAGUACUUUACAUUACAUAACAUACUUUGUGAUAGCUGUUUAUUUCAUAGUCAUUAGGCCUAUAAGUUUACCUGUGACAUCUUUAUUAAUGAUUAAUUAUAUCUUUAUAUAAUAUUACAUACAGUCAAGGUAUUGGGGAGUAGGACAGUAGAAGAGAAAAACAUUAUGUAUACCUAGGGCCUUGACUGUAGUAACUAUUGUCACUGCAAUAUUUAGCACUGUUUUUUUCAACUGUUAUUACUAUAGUUACAGAAAUUUUAUUUUGAAAAUUGGAAAAGUGGAAAAUAUUUUGCUGCAUCGUUUGGUUUUGAAGGCUUUUUUAGUCUUGAAAAAAGUAGAAGCUGGUCUCUUCUGAGAUAAAACCACUAGAUGGCAUUCCAGAAGAGGACUUUGCUAAAGUUAACAAACACAAUCUUCACAUAAUAAAUAUUAAAGGAUUACAAACUUGAAUGAGGGUGAACAAUGUCAGGUGAGAAAUGAAGAUGAAUGACCUUAGUAAGUAUUGAGCUGAUGUGAGAGGAAGCAAAUUAAAAUCUCAAAGUCUAGUAUGAA